Messenger RNA from Ipomoea triloba (trilobed morning glory), 1191 nucleotides. Its product is annotated as probable E3 ubiquitin-protein ligase RNF217. Gene Ontology annotation, biological process: ubiquitin-dependent protein catabolic process; protein polyubiquitination; positive regulation of proteasomal ubiquitin-dependent protein catabolic process. The transcript has 2 exons. Lineage: Eukaryota; Viridiplantae; Streptophyta; Magnoliopsida; Solanales; Convolvulaceae. The record is from RefSeq and is a predicted model, not a curated record. Gene Ontology annotation, cellular component: cytoplasm; ubiquitin ligase complex. The coding region runs from base 117 to 938 and encodes 273 amino acids. Gene Ontology annotation, molecular function: ubiquitin conjugating enzyme binding; zinc ion binding; ubiquitin protein ligase activity.
UACGGAGCACAAAACAGAAAGCGAAACCUCGACGAAUUGACCUCUUCGCUAGCCAGCAAAGUAGCUAAUACACGCAAAGAAAAUCUUGAGCACACUCACAGUGUGAAUGUGUGAUCAUGGGAAACACUCUGCGAACUCUUUCUCGGAGGUCUGAGCAACGCCAAGAAACCCCACCCGCAAGGCUUGACCCGGAAGACCGAGCACAAAACGAGCCAUUCACCUGCGAAAUCUGCAUCGAGCCGAUGCUCUCACCCAGAAAAUUCAAGAACAGGGAGAGUUGCUCUCACCCGUUCUGCUCAGACUGUAUCGUCAAGUACAUUGCCGUGAAGCUUGAAUGCAACGCCGCCAAAAUCCAGUGCCCGGCUCUGGAUUGCGCCGAGUUUCUCGACCCGAUUGCGUGCCGGACCCUACUGGGCCCCCAGCUGUUUGUGAAAUGGUGUGACGUGCUAUGCGAGGCGGCGGUGCUGGAAUGGGACCGCUGUUACUGCCCCAAUCGCAACUGCUCGGUUCUGAUCGUGAAUGAGUGCGGCGGGACUGUGAAGCGGUCCAAGUGCCCCAGCUGCAAGGUGCUGCUUUGCUUCCAUUGCAAGCUUCCUUGGCACGCCGGCUUUCGGUGCGAGGAAAGCCGGGAAUUGAGGGAUAGGAAUGACGUAGCUUUUGGUGUGCUUGCUGAGCAGAAGAGGUGGGCGCGAUGCCCUAGGUGCCGUCAUUUUGUCGAGCGCAUUGAAGGCUGCAAAAUUAUUAACUGCAGGUGCGGUAUAAGCUUUUGUUACAAAUGCGGAAAACAAGUUCAUCAGCAUUGGUGCGGGUGUGAUACUGCUUCGUGUUGCUGCAUAUGGACCUGGAAACUUUUAAUAUUUUUCCUCAUUGUCAUGUUUUUCUACUUCAUCAUGUGGGGAUUUGGAAGGAAGCAUGGAUAUGCUCGGCUUACUCCCUAGAUAUGAAAACGCUGCCGCUAUUACGCCUUGCAGUGGUUGACUGAGCCAGGUUUAAUGGACAAGAUUCAAAUGAAGGGGGAAAAGGAUGGUUUCCACUUCACGGCUGGUUGCACUUUCACUCACUAUGAUAUUACUACUAUAGACUUAUAGAGCAUUUCUGUAUAUAACUUAACUCUCUACACUUACCAGUACAUAUAAUAUUAUUAAGAUUAUAAUAAUAAUAAUAAUUACUCGUAAUGCAUUUGAGGCAAAA